UACGUUGACGACGAAUAAAUAAAAAUAAACAAAUUUUGUUUAUUUUUUGUUGAUUGUGUCUUCUUGGCUUAGUUGAGUUUCGAAGCAGUCGGGUAACUAAACAUUCACUGAAAUGGCUCCCAAACCAAAGCAAAAAGUGACGAUUCAUAUCGAUCCAAAUAAAUGGAGUGAACAAAUCAAAGAAAUUGAAAAGUCUCACUUGGAAGAGGACCAAUCAGCAGGGGGAGAAGGCGACUACGAUUUGGAAUGGUUGGAUAAUGAGGAGGAGGAGGAGGAGGAAACCGUAUUGAAAUUGUACGAACCUUCAGAACCAAGUGUUAAUAUUGGUCGCAUUGACUUGUCAUUUCCAGAGACCACACAAGAGUUUGCAAACACUGCAGAAUGUUAUCUUCCAAGUUAUUAUACUCAUUCGUCGAAGGAGCGACUAAUUCUACUCUAUGCUGAAAACUUUCGUAGACAAUUUUGUUUUCUAUUCCCAAAACGUCGUCCACUGGUUCUUGCACCGUACAACGAAUGCAAUAUACAGAAAUUUGUUUGCACAACGAUUCGACCAACCGCUUUUGCUUAUGUGCCACUGAUUGCAGACGAGGUGGGAAUCGCUAGAUUUGUAUCGGAUUUUAUAGUCUAUGAACCAUUGAAAGACAUUAUUGAAACCCCCACAACUUUAAUAUCGCCUGCGACUCUACUAAGACGACGCCGUGGCACUAGCUUCGAAAUGGCCACUCUUCUUUGUAGCAUGUUAAUAGGAGCUCGAUUUCCAGCUAUGGUUGUUUCAGGAGUUGCUAAACAUAGAACAAUUAUGAAUGAUACUACGGCCCUGCCAUAUCCAUUUCCUAUUGAGGACUUCGAAAUAGAAGAAGAAGUCGAAUCAAAAAAUGUGAAAUGCGUGAAGUACAAACUUCGUCCUAUACCCGAUAUUCACAGCCAUUUGGAAGAAAUUAUGUUAGAGAAUGAUAAGAUAAAAGCUGAAGAAGAUAAGGCACGUGAAGCGGAAGCAAGAAAAAGGGUUCAAGAGCUUCAUGAACUUAUACCUAUAGAUAGGUUUCACUAUAGACGUUCACAUGCUUGGGUCGUCAUUGUACAAAAUGCUCCAUGGACUCGAAAACCAAUAAUCAUGGUGGAGAACGAAUUUGGUGACACUGUGGAGGCACAACCAAAACCAAUUUUCAUCGAACCAGCUAGUGGUUACAUAUUUGAGCAAAGUAGUGAUUACAUAUUAAUUGACAGUGUUUGGGACAACAAAAAUUAUUAUGUCAAUAAACAGGAUUAUAAACGUGUUCGUGAGAUACGCUGGGACUUCAAUAAUAUGGACGAUUGGGAGCAUUUACUACUAGGCGAGCCACGGGAGCUUGUCAAAUUGAAUGUAAAGUCUGAUGAAAAUGUAACUGAUGUACCAAUUUUGGUAGAUAAGCACUUAGAUAUAGACCAAUCCUGGGUUAUGAGACUUCAUAUUGGUGAAGCAGAUUUUGAACAGAGAUAUCCAGAUUUACAGAAAACAGUACGCUAUCACAAAGUGGUGCAUGAAAAUUUUUCACCGUAUUCACAGCGUGAUGGUAAAAUUGAACAAAUUUUGAUUUAUGGUACUAGUGAUUAUAGGAAACCAGUAAUGCGGUACGAAUAUUAUAAAAAUCGUAGUGAUAAAUUGGAAAAAAUAAAGUAUGACCAUGAUACGUCGAUUAUACUUGAAGUAUUUGGGAAGGGACGUAACGAUAAUCUACAUUAUAUGGAACAUAAACUUGACGUGGAUGAAGAUAAGCGUUUAUACUUUUACUCUGAAUCACGUUUGGAUUCAUUGAAAUAUUUAGAAGUGCGAUCGAACUGCUUACUACUUACAUAUGGUAAGCGCAUUGAUCGUUGCAUUGCACAUGAGUUUGAUUUUAAACCACAUGUUCAAGUGUUAAAGAAAAUAACCGAGAAAUUUAGUCGAAAUCAUGAUAUACCUCACUAUCAGGAUAUAAGUCAGCGCACAUAUAUAUUUAACCAACGCAAAGUAGUCCUGAAAUUUCACUAUGCGCCUGGAGCAUUAACAGCGUCUACGAGAGAGUUUAUAAAACCAAUGAAACCAAACUAUGGCGAAGAACUAAAAUUUGAUCCGAGUCUAACCAAAUUUUACAAGGCAAAUCCCGAAGACCCGGAUGCCCCACCAUUAGAUUUAUACCUACUUCUACUUGAGCAAUUGAAACAAGAAGAGAAGUUAAUUAAAUUGUUCGAAAAAGUUUGGGAUGACAUGAAUGCUACACUUGACUUACGUUUGUCUGAAGUCAUGAAUCCAAAACUGAAAUUCAGCAUAUUCGACCCACUGCGCAAUGGAGCCGCACGAGCUAUUCACAUAAAGCAGUAUGAAGAUGAAGAAGCUUAUAGACUAAAAGUUGAAAGCAAUCCACCAGAUUUCUUGGCGCCUUAUUUGGUUGCAUACGAUAAUGAAAUAACUCCAAAAGAAUCUUAUGUGGCCUUUACGUCCUGCUUGCUUGAUUUAAGGACUCGGUUCGUUACAUUGCUUAAUUGUCUGCAACGACAAUAUGAAGAAUUGACGGCAGAAGCAAAAGCAUUGCAACGCUUCCUCAGUAAAUUUCAGGAUCAAUUCAGUAAUUAUGACUAUGAGAGACUUGUAAAUGAAGGCAAUAGUCUUGAACUUAACAAGCGUAUGAUACAACAACGUUUAACCCUGACUCACGAAGAAGCGCAAAAGAAAUAUGAGGAAGUCAGAGCGUCCUUGUUCAAAGAUCCUCGUUUGAAACUAACUCCUGAAGUACUUAGUCGCAUACAAUUGAAAGGAUUCUAAAAUAAUUCCUUAUUUAUUUUGUAAAUGGUUAAUUAUUAUUAUCAAAAUAUAUUUCUAAACCAAUUUAA
Messenger RNA from Teleopsis dalmanni, 2850 nucleotides. RefSeq names its product coiled-coil domain-containing protein lobo (gene lobo). The record is from RefSeq and is a predicted model, not a curated record. The transcript has 9 exons. The coding region runs from base 113 to 2782 and encodes 889 amino acids. Gene Ontology annotation, cellular component: motile cilium. Gene Ontology annotation, biological process: flagellated sperm motility. Lineage: Eukaryota; Metazoa; Arthropoda; Insecta; Diptera; Diopsidae.